Phodopus roborovskii (desert hamster) is the source of this 1389-nucleotide messenger RNA. Its product is annotated as G-protein coupled receptor 83. The transcript is spliced from 4 exons. Bases 1 to 1389 code for a protein of 462 amino acids. Gene Ontology annotation, cellular component: neuron projection; plasma membrane. The record is from RefSeq and is a predicted model, not a curated record. Gene Ontology annotation, biological process: G protein-coupled receptor signaling pathway. Lineage: Eukaryota; Metazoa; Chordata; Mammalia; Rodentia; Cricetidae. Gene Ontology annotation, molecular function: neuropeptide Y receptor activity; neuropeptide binding.
AUGAACACCUCUUCCCUGUUACAAAUGGAAGAUUCCACUGAUUGGCUCGGACAAAAUGUCAGUUGGGUUCCGUUCAUUGAGGAUCAAAGUUGCAAUUACACAGAUCUGAAUGCAACCAAUGUUUCAAGUACAGGAUGGGGAGAACCACCAGGAUCAAUGAGGAAAUGGUUAGGGGGCAAUCCCCACAUCGUGGCAAAGAUUGUGCUGUCUUUGGCAUAUGCUGUCAUCAUAAUGAUCUCUCUCUUUGGCAACACCCUGGUAUGCCAAGUUUUUGUUAAGCACAAAGAAAUCAAGAAGUCAACAGGCCUUCUCAUCUUCAAUCUGGCUAUAUCUGACAUUUUGAUAAUCCUGCUCAACAGUCCAUUUGCUGUGGCUCGUUUCCUGACUGGACAGUGGGUAUUUGGUAGGAUCAUGUGCCAUGUGAGUCGUUUUGCUCAGUACUGCUCCCUCCAUGUCUCGACUCUUACACUGAUGGCAGUUGCCAUGGAUCGGCACCGGGUAAUUCUGCACCCAAUGAAGCCAAGGCUAACACACUCUCAAAGCUUAACAGUUGUUGCUGUGAUCUGGAGUAUUGCUGUGUUCCUUGCUCUUCCACAUGCAAUUUACCAAAAUAUGUUCACUUUCAUGAGCACGGAUGGUAUUGCCAGGAGCUACUGCCUCCCUGCAUUUCCUGGACCCAGCCAGUUGGUUUCAAAAUAUGUGGACCUUGGGACAUUUGUCUUAUUGUACAUCCUCCCACUUAUGGUGAUUGUUGUAACCUAUUCUCACCUAGGAAAGAGGUUGUGGAUCCAGAAUGCUAUUGGUGAUGCAUCUGCUCGUCAACUGAUGGCACACUACCAGAAAAGAAAGAAGAGCAUCCGGAUGCUGAUUCUUAUUGUGUUGGUCUUUGCAGUUUGUUGGUUUCCACUUAAUUUCUAUGUGGUUCUUAUUUCCAGUGCAGGAGUAGAAAAUGACAGUGUGCUUUUCUAUGCUUUUCACUGGUUUGCAAUGAGCAGCACCUGCUACAAUCCUUUCAUCUACUGCUGGCUCAACAGGAGCUUCCGUGCCAAACUAAGAUCUAUAACAUCUUUCAGGAUGCAUGCAUUGUUUAUGUGUGGGAGCUCCCAGGUUCAGCAUAUAAAGACACAGGAGAGUCAUGAGCUUCGGGAACUAAAGACAUCUUCACUGCUACGAGUUCCCCUGGCUGUUCCAGAGCCCCCAGUAUUUGAGGAUCCCAGUUUGGCUACAGGGGAUAAUUCCCAGGUUUCUGUUCAAGGGGAGUGGGAAGAUCCAGAUCCCUCCCUAGAUGAAGAGGCAGCAGCAGUGGUGGUGGUGGCGGCAGCACCAGUACCAGGGCCCUCUACCCAGGAUGCUUACUUUUGCAUCCACAUGCAGACUAGCAGUCACUAA